AUGACUACUCUUGCGCCGCCACCGAAACUGAGCCAUCUCUUCACUCUCCGCUGUGCGGUGGAUCCGCCCUUGGAGAUCGGGCAUGGUCCGUACGGGCGCCGUCGCUGUGUGCCUAUCGUCUGUGGCUCGGUGUGUGGGCCUUAUUUCAAUGGAGGGGUCGUUCCUGGCGGAGCCGAUUUCAUUAACCUUGAGCUUGCCAGGCUGGUCGAGGACAAUCAGACCACACAUGUCAACACAAACUACGUGAUCAAGAGCGACGAUGGCGCGCUUCUCUACAUUCGCACUGAGGGAACUCGCGCCGGCCCUCCAGAGGUUCUGCAGGCACUGAUGGAGGGCGGCCCCGUGGAUCCGAGCCAGUAUUGGUUUCAUCUGCACGUUAAAAUCGAGACAGGUUAUGAAAAGUACAAGUGGAUGAAUGAUCGGGUCAUCGUUGGGAGGGCGACGAGAGCCAAGGGCGAAGUCGCAUACGAUGCGUAUUUUUUGGAAAACAGUCCGUAA
Penicillium argentinense is the source of this 498-nucleotide messenger RNA. RefSeq names its product DUF3237 domain-containing protein. The record is from RefSeq and is a predicted model, not a curated record. NCBI's taxonomy places the organism in Eukaryota, Fungi, Ascomycota, Eurotiomycetes, Eurotiales, Aspergillaceae. The transcript is spliced from 3 exons. The coding region runs from base 1 to 498 and encodes 165 amino acids.